CGCUGUUGCGUCACUUGAUUGACGGCGCUUACUCUCUCUCUCGCUCUCGCUUUGCGCUUCGAGUUUGAUUUGUCUUUGGUUUCCUUCUCCAUUUCUGAAAUGCCAUUAAAACACAAACACAAAAUUAGAGAGUAAUUGAAAACACGUAAAUAUAUAUAUAAUAAUCUCUCAAAAUCCAUCCCAGUCGAUUUUCCCCUUUCCCUCCAACACUCAAAAACCUACCUCAUUGUCUCACAUUCUUCAAUUCUGCUUCUCUCCCGCUUACCCAUGGAGAUGGAGGAUCCGAAUCGCCUUCUUCGACCGUCUCAAUUCGAGUUCCAGCUGCUGCACUCUCAUUCACAGACUCAGAAUCAUCAGAACCAUCCGAGCUAUCUGCUUCCGUCUUUGCCUUCCUCUCAACGUCUUCUUCCCCACUCAUUUCCUGCUUUCGCUCCUUCCAUCGACUCCGGCCACCACUGCCUCUCCGAUAGCGCUUUUGCUUCUCACGCGGACGCCCAUUAUGCUUUUGCUAAGCUGGCGUUGAGACCAAAGAAGGAAAUAGAUGAUGUGGCUCAGAUUGGUGGGCAUGAAGCUGCUGCUGGACCGAGCAAGGCACUUCAGGAUCCGUCGUUAUCUGUACCACAGUCCUGCACGGGUAGAAAACAUAACCCUAAGUCAAAGGUUCCUAAGCAUACGAAAGCUGGGACUCAAAGAUCAACUGCGGAUUCUCAUAAUGGUCUGAAUCCAGCUAUUGGUUGCCGCUAUGACAGCUCUUUAGGCUUGUUAACCAAGAAGUUUGUUAGUUUAAUUCAGGAGGCCAAGGAUAGAACCCUUGAUUUGAACAAAACGGCAGAGGUGUUGGAGGUUCAAAAGCGGAGGAUAUAUGAUAUUACGAAUGUUCUUGAAGGAAUAAAUUUGAUAGAGAAAACUUCAAAGAAUCAUAUACGCUGGAAGUGUUAUGAUGGGUCGACACCAGGGGAGCUAGAUGAUCAAGUUUCUAGAAUACAGGAUGAAGUUGAAAGUUUAUAUGCUGAAGAAUGCAGGCUUGAUGAUGCUAUAAGGGAAAAGCUAGAGCUUCUGAGGGCCUUGGAGGAAGAUGAAAAGAAUAAAAAGUUCCUAUUUUUGACGGAGGAAGAUAUUUUGAGCCCUUGUUGCUUCCAGAAUCAAACACUUAUUGCAAUAAAAGCUCCCCAAGCUAGUUGUAUUGAAGUUAUUGAUCCUGAUGAUGAGGAGGAUACUUGUUUUCCCCAAAAGCAGUUUAGAAUGAUCGUCAGAAGCACUAUAGGACCUAUACAUUUGUACCUCUUGAGCAAAUACCAAGGGCAACGUGAGAAUAUUGCUGUUAAGCAGGCUAAAUCAAUGGGUUCAUCUUCUUGGAAUAGUAGUGAUUAUUCCAGAGUGGAAGGCGGAGGGCUUUCUUCAUACCAUCAGGGUAAUAAAAAGGACAGUUCUGAAAUUCUAAGCUUACCAGGCUCAGAGGCAUCUUCUGGGAUUCAGAAGAUUAUUCCUUCACACGUCAAUGUCAAUGACGAUUAUUGGUUUAGAUCAGAGCAUGAAGUCAGCCUGACAGAUCUAUGGGGGAAUGGAGCAUUUGUGUAACAGCAACAAAGGAUGUUCCUGGAAGUUGUUCCUUUAAAAACUACAAAACAAUUUGUUUAGAGACCUACCUAUUUCACAAUCAAGAAACCUGUAUGUGAUUAAAUUAACUAACGGCUUUCUUUGCUGCAACUUACAGCGAAUUAGGACUGGACCCAGAGCAAAUAACCUCUCCUUCAAGACAAUUCUGGGAAGAGUGGUGUAGCAUUGGCCAAUGGACAUUGACCGUAGUGUAAAUGGGAAUCAGGUAGUUGAUUGCUCCAGAUGGCAUGAAGGGUGCUAUAUUCUGUUCGUGUUUUGAUAUGAAAUUGUGUAGCUAGACCUUUUUAUUUUAUAUAUCCUUUUUAUAGUAAAAUCCAUAGUUGCUGCUGGAAA
This is a messenger RNA of Prunus persica (peach), 1950 nucleotides long. Its product is annotated as transcription factor E2FC. The record is from RefSeq and is a predicted model, not a curated record. Gene Ontology annotation, molecular function: DNA-binding transcription factor activity, RNA polymerase II-specific; protein dimerization activity; RNA polymerase II cis-regulatory region sequence-specific DNA binding. Gene Ontology annotation, biological process: regulation of transcription by RNA polymerase II. NCBI's taxonomy places the organism in Eukaryota, Viridiplantae, Streptophyta, Magnoliopsida, Rosales, Rosaceae. Gene Ontology annotation, cellular component: RNA polymerase II transcription regulator complex. Bases 268 to 1578 code for a protein of 436 amino acids. The transcript is spliced from 13 exons.